GCCGCCCCCAUACAACUGACGAAUAACUCUGAUUGCUAAUAAACUGGUCCACAAUGGAGCAGCUUGCUUGCCCGACUCCAUUCUUCGUCCCCGAUGGUCCUAUGAUCAGAAGCAAGCUUCUCAUUAAAAUGCAAUAUGUCAGAACAAUUGGAUCAAGAGCCCGUGGAUGGCAUCGUCGAUGAGGUCAUGAGUGAAGGGAGCGAAGAUGAAGAUCAAGAAUCUAUGGAAGAGGAAGAUAGCGAGGAUGCUGGGUCAAAUAAGGAUGAGGAGGGAAAAGUUUAUCUACCUGGACAACCGCUAAAAAAGGGCGAGGAACUCAUCGUAGACAAAUCUGCUUAUCGAUUAUUACAUCAGGCACAGACAGGAGCACCUUGCUUGAGCUUUGAUAUAAUUCAUGAUGAUUAUGGCAACUCUCGAGACACAUAUCCUCUUAGCAUGUAUCUGGUGGCUGGAACACAAGCUGCUAAGGCUCAUGUUAAUAAUCUUCUUGUAAUAAAAAUGUCAAACCUCCAUGGCACUGGAAAAGGUGAUGAGGAUUCAGAGGAUGAAUUGAGCGAUUCUGAAGAUGAAAAUGAAGGUGAACGUGCACCAGUCAUGGCUGUUGCUUCAAUAAAGCAUCAAGGAUGCGUUAAUAGAGUUAGGUGUACACAGAUCGGAAAUACAACCCUGGCAGCAAGUUGGAGUGAACUUGGCCGUGUGAAUCUAUGGAAUUUAAAUGAGCAACUGAAAGCUGUAGACAAUAGCGACUUGCUCAUAGCUUACCGUAAAAAAUGCGAUAAGCCUGAUGGAGGUGUUAAACCUUUGUAUACAUUCAAGGGACAUCUCAGUGAGGGAUAUGCUAUAGAUUGGAGUCCUGUAGAACCAGGUACUCUCGCCUCUGGAGAUUGUAAAGGAAACAUUCACAUAUGGCGGAAUACCGACAGUGCGUCCAGUGCUUCCUGGCUUGUUGACCAGAGACCUUACAAUAGCCAUGCACCUCAUAGUGUGGAAGAUUUACAGUGGUCACCAAAUGAGAAGAACGUUCUGGCUUCUUGUUCGGUAGAUAAGAGUAUAAGAAUCUGGGACACGAGAGCCAGCCCUCAGUCAGCAUGCAUGCUAACAGCUGCAAACGCUCACACGGCCGAUGUAAACGUCAUUUCCUGGAAUCGCAAAGAAACGCGAUUCCUCGUCUCUGGUGGGGAUGACGGAAUGCUCUGUAUCUGGGAUCUACGACAAUUCAGUUCAUCCGAACCAAGCCCAGUAGCCACUUUUAAACAACAUACAGCACCAGUCACUACAGUAGAAUGGCAUCCGGAAGAAGGUACAGUCUUUGCUUCUGGUGGUGCUGACGAUCAGAUCGCCCAGUGGGAUCUUUCUUUAGAAGUAGAUCAAGAUGAAGCUCCUAAAGAUGGCCAAUUAGCCGGUCUACCACCGCAGCUUUUGUUCAUCCACCAAGGACAAACAGAUGUUAAGGAGUUACAUUGGCAUCCCCAGUGUCCUGGUACCCUCAUCUCCACGGCACACUCGGGAUUCAAUAUAUUUCGUACAAUUAGCGUGUAAUAUCCUCUUGAAUAUACUGUCGUCACACAA
Molecule: messenger RNA, 1569 nt
Organism: Cephus cinctus (wheat stem sawfly)
Lineage: Eukaryota; Metazoa; Arthropoda; Insecta; Hymenoptera; Cephidae
Product: glutamate-rich WD repeat-containing protein 1
Exons: 5
Coding region: 136-1539 (467 amino acids)
Molecular function (GO): protein binding
Source: RefSeq, a predicted model, not a curated record